AGUUUCUACGUUAAGUGGUUCGAGCUGAAUUUAGCGCAGAAAAAGGUAAAAAGAAUAAGGAGAAUAAGACAAUACAGGGCAUUUCAUGCACUGUAAUAAUUUGUAAUUAACUCUUCAUUAGUGUGAAGGCAUGGGGGACGAAACUGUUCCUGUGUCUGGUGGUUUUGGUGUACAGUGUUCUCUAGCGCCUACCAGAUGAUUUUAACCAGAUUACAUUUACACCUGUUGUUAUUUUUGGGUCUCCAGUGUCCACAUUGUAAAUGUGGUGUAUUCAGGUGUGAAAGACCCAUAGUGACAGCGCGGCAAGAGUUGUCCUAGAGGCGGGUCGACCGAGCCCCUGGGGAAUGGGAGGAGGUUGUGGCUGCACGUGUUUGUUGUAGCAACAGUUGUAUGGUUACCACUGGGAGAGUAGAAAGUAUCCUCACACGAAGGGGAUUUUCACUAGCCCAUUGAGGUGAACACAGGGCUGGUUCCAUUGUGCUGAAGUCAACUUCGGAAAGGCAGAUAUUUGGCUGCUGAAAAGGUACUCUAAUAAAUUCAUUUUCAGUUCAACAUCUCCAGCGUUUGAGGAACAUUGAUGGACACCCCUCUGCAUAAAAACGUUUGGAAUGGUGAAAUGUCCCCGCAGAGCCUGUCACCUGCAGGAUGCUCUUCACCUGUUUCUGAUCUGACUCUCCUGUUCUACAGUCUUCACUGCCAGGAAACGAAUACUCCAUGGAGAUAUCUCAAGCCGACGCCAGAGUCACAUUCCCCCCCGGGAGCACAGCGCACACACAAAAGACCGCCUCAGUUGGAGACGCCAACAGUGAGGAAUUCCAUCAAACAUGCAGCGAGCAGAGAGAGGUUGUCACCUGGAUACUCGGCUCCAAAACUGAAGUGUGUGCGCGUGAAGCUGUCCUCCCGUUUUCCAAACCCAGUGAAUCGAGGGGUCUCUUUGGCCAAGGAACAGUGCAAUACCUCACCAGCAGAGGUCACACUCUCCCAAGAGAAUGAAGAGACGAUGGAGACAGAGGAUGACAUGGCUUUUCUCUCCCUGAGCAGACUCAGGUCCAGACACCAUCCAAACCAGACUCAGAUUCUAGAACCAUGGGCAGAAAACCACCUCAUAGGAGACUUCAGCAAGAUGCACGUUCUUCCCAUCAAACAAGUGGAUCAAGAUCUUUAUUGUGUGUCAGCCAAUACAGUGUCUUCGUUGUUGAAUGGAGAGUUUAAGUCAACAGUGGAGGAUUUCCUCGUCAUUGAUUGCCGCUACCCUUAUGAAUAUCUUGGAGGUCACAUUAAGGGUGCGGUGAACCUCCACACAGAAGCUCAGGUCCAAAAGGCUUUUCAUCACGGUCUGGCCCUCCGUCCCCUCUCCCCCUCAGCAGAGCCCGAGUCCAUGUCCCCACACGUGGGCUCUGUCUUUGGUGUGCCGUGUGUGUCGUCCAGCGGUGAGGAGCCGAGCUCCAGCUCUCCAAAGACACUGCCAGUACCUAUACCACCGCGGCAGAGCCAAUCACCAAGAAAGCUUCUGAUAUUUCACUGUGAAUUGUCUUCAGAAAGAGGACCACGACUAUGCAAAUACUUGAGAAGACUGGACCGGAACCUCCAUUCAGGUGUAUAUCCCCAUCUCUACCACCCUGAGGUGUAUCUCUUACACGGGGGCUACAAACACUUCUUCUUGUGCUUUCCGGACCUGUGUGAGCCCAGGGGGUACGUACCAAUGCGCCAUCUUGACUUCAGGGAGCAACUGAAAGGAUUCAGACAGAAGAGGAGAACCGCUAGGCAACGUCAAAGACUGCUCUUCAAGCCUCAUGAAAGCACCUACAGCACCUGA
This is a messenger RNA of Clupea harengus (Atlantic herring), 1816 nucleotides long. RefSeq names its product cell division cycle 25 homolog d (gene cdc25d). Gene Ontology annotation, biological process: protein dephosphorylation; G2/M transition of mitotic cell cycle; positive regulation of G2/MI transition of meiotic cell cycle. Gene Ontology annotation, cellular component: cytoplasm; nucleus. Gene Ontology annotation, molecular function: protein tyrosine phosphatase activity. NCBI's taxonomy places the organism in Eukaryota, Metazoa, Chordata, Actinopteri, Clupeiformes, Clupeidae. The record is from RefSeq and is a predicted model, not a curated record.